Saccostrea cuccullata (small rock oyster) is the source of this 1064-nucleotide messenger RNA. Its product is annotated as alpha-crystallin A chain-like. Lineage: Eukaryota; Metazoa; Mollusca; Bivalvia; Ostreida; Ostreidae. The transcript has a single exon. The record is from RefSeq and is a predicted model, not a curated record. The coding region runs from base 96 to 824 and encodes 242 amino acids.
UCGACUCCCAUAUAUAAGCAUGUCGGCGUGCAAAUUGAGCAUUCUAGUUCAGCUCGAGGAAGGUGAAGAGUUCGAGGAAAUUCAGACGAAGAACAAUGUCGCUGUUACCUGUGUACUACGACUACAGCCCAUUUACGCCAUACUAUGCAUCUGCUACGCCUAUCCGUAGCUUGCUGUCUAGCAUGCUUAACGAUGAAUUAGCUUUGAUGCCACCCCAAAGCCAGGUAGCAACCCGCAGGAGAAAUGUGCCGUCAACUUGGAGACAAACUUUCCACUUGGACAAUUUCAGUCCCGAGGAAGUGAAAGUAAACGUCGAGGACGGGUUCGUGAGGGUCCAUGCACGACACGUCCGUGGGGAUGACCAAAACGGAGAGGUACGUGAGACAAAAAGAUGCAUUAAAAUUCCAGAAGGGGUCGACCAGAGCAAAGUUCACUGCAAAAUGAUGAAUGACAACACUUACUGCGUCGAGGCGCCAAUACUAGCUAAUGACGACGAGGAAGAAAUGGAAGUCGAAAUUGAGAGUGUUCCAGCCAUUACAGACGGCAAGGAAAAAGAUAUGCAGUUGGUCGAGAGCAAUAAGAAGCCAUUCGAGACCAAAGUAGACCUGUCCGUGUUUGAGCCUGACCACAUCACCGUCAAACGGCGGGGGAACGUCGUCUCCGUGGCUGCCGACCAUCAGCGUGAAGAGGACGGAAUGAAAGUGUCCCGUUCAUUCAGACGUGAGUUCACCGUACCAGAGGGCGUAGACUACAAGCAUAUCAAGUGUGUCCGAGAUCCCAAGGGCCAUUUGGCGGUUAUGGCCCCCAGAGCUGACAAAAAGUGAAUGCGUGUGAUGGACAGUUCAACGUUUGUGGACGAUAAUCAUGAUAAUGUUGACUUUUUUUCAUUUCUAGCUACUUAUUUCAUUAUACAAUUUUUGCAUAAUAACGGUUUAAAUCAUGAAAGUUUAAUGGUUUAAAAAUGUUCAUCACAUACUAGUAUAUGUUAUUGGUCCCAAUUUGUGCCAUUCUGUACAGUUUUGUACUUUUUUUUUUUGUUACAAUAAAAAUGUAAAAACAUAAAA